Molecule: messenger RNA, 3128 nt
Organism: Zootoca vivipara (common lizard)
Lineage: Eukaryota; Metazoa; Chordata; Lepidosauria; Squamata; Lacertidae
Product: zinc finger protein RFP-like
Molecular function (GO): zinc ion binding; protein binding
Source: RefSeq, a predicted model, not a curated record
ACUGAGUCAUUUCCGGAAAAGGAAACCCUCAGUGGCUGAAAACUGGGAAGGCGGAACUUAACUCGGUUUUUGGCACGAGGGAGGCAUGGCUGCUGCAAGGGGUCACAUCCAGCGUCUAUGUGAUGAAGCCACGUGCUGCAUCUGCCGGGAUUAUUUCAAGGAUCCAGUGACCAGCCCAGAGUGUGGGCACAACUUCUGCCGAUCCUGCCUGAUCUAUUGCUGGGGGAGAUCGGAGGCAGAGGUUUCCUGCCCUCAGUGCAGAAAAGCAGUUCUGAGAAGGAGCCUUAUCCGCAACCGGCAACUGGCUAACGUGGUAGAAAUAGCCAAGAAUCUCUGCCUUCAAGCGGGAAAGGAGGAAGGGGAAAAAUGGAGGUGGAGAAUCUGCGAAGAUCACCAGGAGCCCCUGAAGCUCUUCUGCAUAGUCCACGAAGACCCCAUCUGCGUGGUGUGUGACAAAUCAAAGGAACAUGAAAAUCACAAGGUGAUUCCUCUGGAGGAGGCUUUCGAGGAAUACAAGGGAGAGAUCUGUCGCCGCCUGGAGAUUCUGAGGGGAGAGAGAGAGGAAAUUCUGGCCUAUCAAGCAGACCUGGACAGAAAGAGCAAAUACAUCCUUAAAUUAACAGAAACGGAGAGGCUGAAGACUGUGGAGAAGUUCAAAGAACUGCACCAGUUCCCGGAAGAACAGGAAAAACAUCGGCUGAAUCAUGUGGAAGAGGUGGAGAAGGAGAUUGCAAGGAGAAGGGAUGAGCAGCUGGCCAGACUCUCCAGGAAACUCUCCUCUCUUGAGAAGAUCAUACAGGAGAUGGAGGAAAAGAGGCAGCAGCCAGCGAGUGAACUCCUGCAGGAUGUGAGAAGAACCUUUCAGAGGUAUGAGAAAAGAGAGAGACCAGAGAAGCCACUGCUUUUCUCUCCAGAACUGAGGAACAGGAUCUUGGAAUCCUGUGAACUAAAUCACCUUGUGGAGGAUGCAAUGAAACAAUGGAAAGAUGCUCUGUUAUACAGAAAACCGAUUCAGAAAGCAAAUGUGACUCUGGAUCCAGACACAGCCCAUCCCAGGCUCAUCGUGUCCGAGGAUCGGAAAAGCGUAAGAUGGGAAAACGAAAAGCAAGACCUGCCCAACAAUCCUGAGAGAUUCAGCAACUUGUCCUGUGUGUUGGGACGUGAGGGAUUCAUAGCAGGCAGACAUUUCUGGGAAGUCAAUGUGGAACGUGGGGAAGAGUGGAGUGUGGGGGUCGCCAGGAAGUCUGUGAAGAGAAAGGGCUGCUUCUCCUUAAGCCCUAAAGAUGGGGUCUGGGAUGUGGGGAAGUCUGGAGGCAAGUACUAUGCCUGCACACCCCCUUCUUCCUCUCCUCUAUUCCUGAGUUGGGAGCCCAGGAGGAUCCGGGUGACUCUGGACUAUGAAGGGAGACGUGUGUCUUUUUCUGACGCUGACUCAGGAGCCAAACUCUACGCCUUCUCAGGAGCCUCAUUCUCUGGAGAGACCCUCCUCCCUUUCUUUUAUCUGUGGAGAAAUGAAACCCACCUCAGUAUCUCCUGAGGAAACUAAAUCUGCCUCUCGGGCCCAGCAGGAGUUUCUCUCCAGACCAGAGUGACCGAUAUAAAAAACAUUUACCCACCAAGAGCACGUUGGGCAGUUUUUCAAGGACCCUUUUCUUUCUUUUCCCCAUAAUUCCCUUUGCCGCUUACUUCUUAAAGAGACAGUCACACUUUUAACAGUCCCAAUAAACAAUCUUCUCCUCAAACGGACUCCCUCCCUUCACCCACGUCAGGCAGAAUAGCCAAAUUGGUGGCUGUCCUUGCCUCUUACGUGAGGGAGUUUCAUAGUUUUACUUUUUUUGUCAGUCCGGAAUCUUCCAGCCUCUGGGACUAAAUGGACCUUUGGCCUGAUCCAGGAUGGGUCUCCUUAUUUUCUUUGCCAAGUAUGAGAAAAGAGAGUGGAGUCAUAUUCCUCCCAUUUGUGGAGAUCACACUUCCACAUCUGUACACUACAGCGUGAGUCACUGGGAGCUGUUGUUGUCAGUGUGGGUCUGUGGCUGCUCUUGCGAUGUGUCCUUGGCCUUCAUUCUGAACCAUCAAGCCGAGAUGUUUCAUAAUGGAGCCUAGAACAUUUGGGGACUUUUUUUUUAAAAAAAAUACUUUUUAUUAGAUUUUCCAAUUAAAACACAAUUAUAUCACAUCAAUUAUUUCAAAUUAUACAAAUACAUAUCAAUUAAACCAAAUAUUAUGCCAAAUCAUAAAAAAAUUGUGGCUUCCCAUGCUUCAAAAUCUGGGGAUUCUAAAUAACUGUCCACACUGCCAUCCUAAUCCUGAUGUCAAAAUCUUCCUCAUAGUCCAAAAUAGUCCCGAUCUUUUCCCAACAAUCCUAGAUAUUAUUUUCUCUCUUGUCUUUUUGUCAAAGCUUUUGAGAUGAGCAUCAAACGAGCUUUAACACAAAAUUGUUCUCUAUUUUUUGUCAAAUAAUCUUUAUUGAAUUUUUCAAAUAUACACAAACAAAACAUUACCUUCAUUAGUAUUUCAAAUUCCAAUUAUUCCAGAGUUAUAUAAAAAUUAAAAAAGGAUAAAAAAGGAAAAAAAAGAAAAGGGAAAAAGGAUUACUAAUAAUAAUCUCACUUUCAUGUUCAUUUCUAGUGUUGUUCUGUGACUUCCCUUCUUUUUCUGUUUCUUACUGUCAUCAUUUUCUUUGGCGUUGUCUCUUUCAUUGUUCAAACUUGCUUUAUACUUUUUACUCAGGUUUUACAGAUAUAUUUAACUUAUCUAUGUACAAUUUGUUGUUACUUGAAUUUAUGACAUAAUAAAGUCUUUACAACACUCAUUGUUCUCUGUGUGGGGUUUUUGUCCAGUCCAACCUCCCCAUAAAUCCUCCUCUUAUCUGGAGUGCCUCUCCGGCCACGUUGACAGUCAAGCACAAGCAAGCGCCAACUUGAAAGACUCAAAUCGUAUUCCAUCUUCUCCUCAAAAAGUCCAUCAAUCACAGAAAUGCAGCUUUUUCAGGCGGGGGACAGCCGAUUCAGAUUAUGCACAGUCUCUUAUAACAGAUUUAUGGCUCUCCCCGCCCUUUAGCUGCACUCUGCCUCCUGAGACUCCAAUUAGGCGACUCUUAUCACUCGAAUUCAAAGUGUGUCACACCU